GACACUUUAGAGGAGCAAAGCAUCAGUCAGCGUCCAGCCCAAGCAAACUGAACAUCACUUGUGGAGAGUACAUUUUUCAUGUCCGGAUUUUACCUGGAAGUUAAAACGAAGUAAUAAAGUCUUUCAGUUUGGAAUAACAUUAUGGGAAUUCCAUUAGUUGGCUUGAAUCGUAAUAUCCAAUCUGACUGUGUGCUUUCUCAAAAUUUUAACAUCAUGUGACACGUGGACUGUCCAAUGGAGACCACUACAACACUUAUCAAGAUAAACAGCCGACUCGAGAGAAUUCUUGAGCAUCUCGAACCCAACGUAACAACCGUUUUAAAUGUGUCCGCCCCUUUCCACCAUCACAUGAAUAAUGCUGUGUUGGGGGUUCUCCUUGGCACACUGUCCCUUCUGACGGUUAUCAUGAACCUGCUGGUCCUUUUUGCCGUCAGAAAAGAAAGAACAUUGCACACAGUUGGGAACCUUUACAUAGUUAGCCUCUCGAUAGCUGACCUGAUCGUUGGGGCCACAGUCAUGCCCUUGAAUCUAGUGUACCUGCUAGAGGAUGAAUGGAAAUUGGGUCGGCUUGUUUGCCAAUUCUGGCUGGUAAUGGAUUACGUUGCGAGCACGGCUUCUAUUUUCAGUUUGUUCAUCCUAUGCCUGGACAGGUACCGCUCUGUCCGACACCCCUUACAGUAUUUAAAAUACCGGACACGAGGAAGAGCUACAUUGUUGAUUUGUAGCGCAUGGCUUCUCUCUAUGACAUGGACAGUUCCCAUUCUUGGGUGGCGGAUGUUUGCACAAGUUGAUAGGAAGCCAGAGCUGGAGAACAAGUGUGACACAGACUUCCGCUUUGUGACGUGGUUCAAGGUUCUGACUGCCAUCCUUAACUUCUACAUCCCAUCUUUCCUGAUUCUUCUGUUCUACUCGCAGAUCUUCAUUGCUGUGAGGGAACAUUAUAGAGAGUGGGAGAACUUCGCUGGUCCGAUGGUGAAAACUGAAGCAGAUGAUACAUUACAAAACGGAAUGCAGUUACAAAUAACAAAAGUGUCUGAGAAAGAUAGUUUGGGUUCACAUGCAUAUUCUCCAAAAGAGGGUCUGUUGGAUCAGUACAGUUUGGAACAACCUUACAAUUUAAGGGACAAUCUGGAGGAAAACACAGAUUCCUUGUCUGAAGUGAAGAAGAAAAGUUGUUACAAAAAGAAACCGAUAUUCGGUCUUUCAAAACGCACGAGAAAGAACAUGCAAGAGUCCAACGAAAUUUCCUCUUUGAGCGAUGAUGGAGAAACUAUUGCUGGAGCUCCCGUCAGGCAGCCAUCUUUAUCUCUGGGCUUUCUUCAGUCGGAUAAUAACACUCAGCCCAAAACCUUUGUGAAUGUGAAUGACUGCAAUGUGUUAGUGCCGAAUUCUGUUGGUAACAUUUGUGAGAUUGCACCCGCAGUGGAUAUUCACAAUUACACGUCUGUUUUCUGCAAUCAUGAUACGCCGCCUUCGCCACCAUCACCAUGGGCAGAUAACAGUCCUCCACUGGACGCUACCAAUUCAAUGCCUGUAAAACAAAUUUGGCAGAAGCUCUGUGAACAAUCGAAACAGAGCGUCCACAGCAUGCGCAUACGUAAGGAGAGGAAAGCCGCCAGGCAACUCGGCUGUAUCAUCGGCGUCUUUAUGGUAUGCUGGAUCCCGUAUUUUAUCACCUUUAUGGUGAUGGCUUUGUGUGAAACUUGUGUCCAUCAUGACCUUCACAUGUUCACUAUUUGGCUUGGGUACAUCAACUCCACUUUGAAUCCUUUCAUAUACCCACUGUGCAAUGAAAACUUCAAAAGAGUCUUCAAGAAGAUUUUUCGUAUUAAUAGAUGAAAUUUACAGUUUCAACAUGGCUUUUAAAAACUGUUAGCUUGCCUGUUUCAUCUGUGAUUUUGAAUCGUGUAAAGUGUGUACAUUGGUAGUUGGUAUUCACCAAGAUGUGCUUCUGUCAGACCUUGUACGUAUAAAGAAAUGUUGUUAUUUAUUAUUGACAUCUGCAAUCUGCAUCAGAUUAUUAUUCAUCAUGAAGUUGUUUCAUUAUUUUGAGGUCAAAACACAUACUUAAUAUAGGUGAUAUUUAAAGGUGCCGUAGAAUGUAAACUGUAUUUUUCUAGACAUAGAUUAAUAAGAGUUCUGCACAAGGUAAUGACAUAUCAUGAGCCUCAAACACGACUGUUUUCUCCUUCUUAUGUAAACCUUGUGCAUGCAAAAGACUGCUGGAAAACAGACCAAUCUCAACAUAACAUCAACUGUGACGUUACAGUUGCCCCCAACAUUAAAUUACACAUUAAAUUAAGUACAAUGUUGUUACAAUGUUAAAAACAAAGUUGUGAGUGUUGAGUUAGCGCUAUAUGCUAGUUAAUGCUUUAUGCUAACAUUUAGGCUGAAGUUCUACUGUUAACGUUACAGUUACAGUUUGCAGGUCCAUACUGAAAAUAAAAAAACACAAACCUACCACUCAGAAACCUCCAUUAACAGGGCUAAAAGUACAAUUUUUCAGAAAAACGUUUAAAAUAUAAUGUUUUAGACAAAGACAUAUUUUUAAUGUGGUCAAUAACGUAAGUGUGGUCUAUAAUUUUGUCCUUUAUCUUUGAAAAAAACCCCAAUACAAUUUAAAUUUCAUUUUAAAUUUCAGUUUCAUCCAAUGUUUUAAAAGCAACCUUACAGUUCAAACUUGAAAAACUCUGAGAAGACAAACGUAAGGAUGUGUUAGAGCACUAAAUAGCCUGUAGAUUGAUCAGAACUGUACACAUGAGACCAGAAACACAACGCAUAAAAAAGAAAAUAAUGACCGCUUUAGGGAUUUACUUAUUAUGGUCGAAAACAGCUUUCUGGACCUGCACGCGUGAAAUGAACAAAGUAAUGCGAUAUUUGUCAGGUCUGUCAAGGGUUGCAUGCUAAAGAUGCUGUCAUAGUUUGGAAUGCAAAUGUAGUCAGAGCUCUGAGAAAAUCGUUUUGUUACUUUUGUCCUGCUUUCGGAGCUGUUCUGUGAAAUAACCAAUCAGAGCAGAGCUCAAAGUUAUUAUUCACGACCCUUUCAAAUAUGGUAAUAAUAGACCAUUUCAUUCUAAAGGCAAACCCUAGGGUUGUAAAUGGACAUGUAAAAGCAUCUCUAGAUAAUUGUUGCACUUAAUAAAGCCAAAUACCUUCUAUCUAGAUAUCAGAGAACAAUUUAACAGAUUAUUUCAAAGCAUUCUUUGGCACCUUUAAGCACUUAUAUUGCAACUAUAAAAUGACUGCUUCAGCUUUUAGAUCUAAUUUCACCACAUGAAGUAACAAGUACUGUAACUGCAGUAUUAUUCAUCCUCAUGUACAGUAUUUUACUUGCUACAUUAUUUUAAUACUGCUUUGGCCAUAAGUAAAUCCUAGAUUUUGCAAUUUUCACUGUUCUGACAUUAAUCAGGCCUAUGUUAUAGCAUGUACUGCACAUAUCAAAAAACAAUUUCAUUACAUUCGGUAGCCUGUUAUAUGAAGAGCUUGUAACUGGCACAUACAAGGACAGAUGAACAUGUGGGUAUGUUUUGUUUGAAAUGACAGACUAGUCUUUAUGUUAUUUUAUUUUUAAGCAAAGGAAAACGUUGUGUGUGUAUACAUUAAUAUACACAGUCUGUACAUUAUUUGUGAACAUGGAAAACCUAUCAUUUGGUCACAGCUGCCAAAAUGUAGUAUAUGUAGUAUAAAAACAGAGGACACUGUGUUAAAAACUGUACAGACCAUAAUAGAAUUAAAUAACAAACAGUGAUAAUUUAAAACAGGAAAGACUGUAUUGCAUACUCUUUUUUAUUUUUAUUUCAUACAGCACAUACAUAAAGUAUUUGGUUCUGCAUAAUUCUCACAGGCUGCUGGUAAUACAAAGAAAGAGUCGACAAAGAACUAAAGUAGUUAAAACUCAAUUAUAUAAUCAUGUAUAAUAGUAAUGCAGUGAAGUCUCA
This is a messenger RNA of Paramisgurnus dabryanus, 3938 nucleotides long. RefSeq names its product histamine receptor H1 (gene hrh1). Lineage: Eukaryota; Metazoa; Chordata; Actinopteri; Cypriniformes; Cobitidae. Gene Ontology annotation, biological process: chemical synaptic transmission; G protein-coupled receptor signaling pathway, coupled to cyclic nucleotide second messenger. The record is from RefSeq and is a predicted model, not a curated record. Gene Ontology annotation, molecular function: G protein-coupled acetylcholine receptor activity; G protein-coupled serotonin receptor activity. Gene Ontology annotation, cellular component: dendrite; plasma membrane.